Molecule: messenger RNA, 1710 nt
Organism: Megachile rotundata (alfalfa leafcutting bee)
Lineage: Eukaryota; Metazoa; Arthropoda; Insecta; Hymenoptera; Megachilidae
Gene: MED28
Product: mediator complex subunit 28
Cellular component (GO): mediator complex
Source: RefSeq, a predicted model, not a curated record
AGUUAAAAAAAAAGAAUGAUUGAACUAUAUAGUUAUGUAGUACCAGUGACUACAAUAGUCAAUGUAAGUACUACAAAUAUAAUGGCGACACCCACUAAUGGAAAUGGUAAUCUCGUCGAUGAAUUUGAAGAAGCAUUCCAGCAAUGUUUAAGUAUAUUAAUAACAAAAGACGAAGGGUUAGGAAACAAUGGGAUUGGGGUAACUGGUGGUUUGAUUGUGGAUAAAGAAGAAGCUCGUAGUGAAGUUGAACAAGUUACGUUAAGAUUUAUAGACCUGGCCAGACAAAUGGAAGCUUUCUUUCUGCAAAAAAGAUUUUUAUUAUCUGCACUGAAACCAGAAUUGGUAGUGAAAGAGGAUAUCAGUGAUCUUAGAGUAGAAUUAGCACGUAAAGAAGAUCUUAUCAAAAGGCAUUAUGAUAAAAUCACAGUAUGGCAGAAUUUAUUAGCAGAUUUGCAAGGUUGGGCAAAAUCUCCUGCUCAAGGUCCUGCACCUAAUGGUUUGCCAAAUGGAACUCAGAGUGGACAAAAUCAACAAACUACAAAUGGAGGUGGAAAUGCAACAAUACAACAACAACAACAAAUGUUGCAGCAUCAACAGCAGCUCCAACAACAACAGCAGUUACAACAUCAAAUGCAACAUCAAAUGCAACAGCAACAACUUCAUCAGCAACAGGUGCAGCAAGGAUCUGGUGCUCCUCCUACAUCGGGUCUUCAAGGAGUUGGAGUUUCAGUUGGACAACAAGGAAUGUUCAUGACACAAGGUGUAACUGGAGCAAGAGCUGGAUUUCCUGUUGGAGGUGUAGGAAGCAGUGCUCUUCAGGGUCCACUUGCUUUUUUGGAAAAGACAACGAGCAACAUAGGAAUGCCCGAAAGGCGGAGUUGACGCGCAAGGGGGAGGGGCCGAGGCCGGGGUCGAGGAAAAGGCCGAGGAAGAGGACGAGGCGGAGGAGGAAAUUUACCUCCGCCACCACCACUUCUCGAUACUUCGGACCCGUCAUCGUAUGCUGCUGCUGCCGCAGUUGCAGCUGCUGCGGCAGCGCCCCUUCCCUCUCCACAGCAGCAGCCUCCACCGUCUUGUACAUGAAUACAUUUGCUACGAUUAAUUUUUUAUUGUAAGAAAUCAUUCCUAUGUCUAAGGCAUAACUUACAGGUAUUGAGAUAUUUAGUUGAUUUAAUGUUAAAACUGUAUUACAGUGAUUUUAUAUUAGGUUUAUAAAAAUACGCACGAAGCAUAUCGUUAUUUUGAAUAAUCAGGGAUUCAUUUAAAAAUGAAUAAUUAAAUGAUGUCAUUAUUUAAUCGUUUCAAUUAUAAAUAAUGAAUAUAUAGCAUUACAUAAGUUUCAUUAUAAAAAUAUUUUUUAUUCGUAAUUUAUAAACUGCACUUUUUUUAGUUUAAUAAAUUGUUAUAUUUUCCAUAUUGUAAGAAUUUAGAAAUGGAAUGACCGGUAUGUUUUUUUGAACUGUUCAAGAGGAUGUCAGUAAAAAUUGUACAUAACACAACUGUGUGGUAAAUUACUAACAUAAAUUUCACAUGUACAUAGAAUUAGAGACACAGUUUUUUCAUACAAUAAAUCAUGUUGUAUUUUAUUAUAUUAAGUUCGAAUAGUUGUUAGCACUUUUACAAGGUGUAAUAUUUUACACAGUAUUGAUUGAAGCUUUCGGAUGUAUUUUAGACAACACAAAUAAAGUAUAAAUUGCCCAAUUAAUAAUA